Molecule: messenger RNA, 1471 nt
Organism: Oryza sativa Japonica Group (Japanese rice)
Lineage: Eukaryota; Viridiplantae; Streptophyta; Magnoliopsida; Poales; Poaceae
Product: putative invertase inhibitor
Molecular function (GO): enzyme inhibitor activity
Source: RefSeq, a predicted model, not a curated record
UGCCACUGGCGUCGGCCGGCAUUGGUGGAGAGGAAGACGGCCGGAUCUGGCUCCUUGCCCAGAUCCAACGCGUCCUCGGGUGGGAACAGGGUGGUUGGAGUCCGAUCGUCGUGCAGGUGGUGUGAAUAUCGCAGGUAUCCUCGGUGUGCAGGUGACAUUUGGUGGCUCCCGUCGUGGAUGCUAUGGUUGAUGGGUGCUCCAAGGCGAAAGUCUUGCUCCGCUCUCGGUGCUAGCAACGGCGACGCCCUUGGGCGCCGUUUACCUUCUUGAAGGCGUUGCUACUGGAGCCCUCGUUCAACUCCACUUCAAGAGUUUUCUCCGGGUGAAAACCUAGAUUCGUUAGGAUCGGACGAUGUCGCCGUUCUGUCGGCGUAACCUUCUUGAAGGCUUCGUUUUAGGAGUUUAUCUCUUGUUGGACGGCUGUACUUAGGUUCAGUUUGUCGAUGUCGGGGGUUUUGCCGGUUUUCCUUUAAUUAACCGUGCUGUUGUAAGGUUUUUAGGUCUGAUUUCCCUUAUAAACUGGAUCAACUCUCUUCUUCUACGGUGAAUCGCAGGAGCUCCCUGCCUGUCCCCUCGAAAAAAAAAAGUGUAGCAUGUGUACUAUUCGUACUGUGUACUAUCUAGAAGACGUUGAUUAGUAACUAAUCCCACAAGCAUGCAUAUAUACACUAGCUAGCUUGUACGCAGUGGUAGUACGUCGACGUUGCUAACCAUAAGGUCGGUCGGUCGAUCGACAUGGCCACUCUCUGCGGCAGCGUCUGCUUCUUGUUUGUAAUAAUGGUCAUUGCGUCGUCGCCGGCGGCAGUGGCGGCGGCGGGCGAGGAUAUAGUGGAGGAGACGUGCGGGCAAUGCAGCAGGAGCAACCCCAACGUGAACUACACCCUGUGCGUGUCGUCCCUGUCGGGGUACCCAGGCGCCGACCUCCAUGGCCUCGCCCUCUUCUCCACCAUGCCGCUCCGCUCCGCCCUGGCCACCAUCGCCUCCGAGGCCAGGGUGCUCCGCGACAGGGCGCCGCCGGGGUCGCCGCCGAGGUCCUGCCUCGACUCGUGCCUGGAGGUGUUCCGCGACGCCGCCUACAACCUCGGCAACGCCGUGGCGGCGAUCGAGUCGUGGAGGUACGGCGACGCCAAGACGGCGAUGAGCGCCACCACCGACGCGCCGGUGACCUGCGAGGACGAGUUCAAGGGGCAGGGCAUGGCCACGCCGCCGGCCAUCAAGGCCAGGACCAAGCCCCUCUUCCAGCACGGCGUCAUCUCCCUCGCCAUCAUCUCCUUGCUCUAGCCAUAUUGCUACCAGCUACUACUACCAAUUAAUUCGAUAUCCAAAUAUCACUAGCUAGUACUAUCAUGCAUGCAUGUCUGUGUAGUGUGUACGAUCGAUGAUCCAUUAAUCAAUGCAUACUUACUGCAUGAUGAUAUAUGCAGAACUAAUAUCUUUGCAGCAAGCCUGCACAUGCAUACAUAAAUGCAAA